Molecule: messenger RNA, 8595 nt
Organism: Schistocerca gregaria
Lineage: Eukaryota; Metazoa; Arthropoda; Insecta; Orthoptera; Acrididae
Gene: ed
Product: hemicentin-2
Exons: 14
Coding region: 860-4642 (1260 amino acids)
Biological process (GO): cell-cell adhesion
Cellular component (GO): cell-cell junction
Molecular function (GO): cell adhesion molecule binding
Source: RefSeq, a predicted model, not a curated record
ACUGCGUUGGAGGGGGGAAGGGGAGGCAAGGCGCGCAGCCCAAACCGAGAGCAGCGCACGGUCGCCAGUCGGCCCGCGACGGCGAAACGGAGCGGUGGUGUGACGCAAGCAGGUGGGCGGAGCCGAUCCUCGCACACGACACGACACGACGCUACGCAGGGUCAACCGCCGCGCGACUCGUCGCGAGGUGCGACGACAAGUGCUUACGCCUGUGUUUCUGUGCACGUGUGACAAUCGUGAACCCGUACAUCUAUGUACUAGCGAAUAGGAGAACCUGGUCACUUUUUUCGAUCGUGAGUGAGUGUGUGUGUGCGAGCACGAGUGUGUAUAACAAUUGUGCGGCGAGGGACACAGUGUUCCCGCGACACCAUGUGAUGUGAGAGGUACCUCACCGUACGAAAACGCUCAAGCUCUGUCUCAGUCCCCUCGCCGCUAGCGCGUGGGAGGAGAACAUUUCCUCGGCGCCCAUCAAGGACACGGAUCGCCUCCAUGUCCCACCAGCGCGCUGGCGUCUCACCUGCAGCUCUGACACGAGCGGUCCCGAUCUGCUGAAUCAAAACCUCAUAUAAAAAUCAAAAGCCACUUCCUGAAUUGUCCCGAGCAAUUUGGAGAGUGCCAACUAUAUUGUCACCAGCUGGAUAUGUGGACACGAGGUGGGAAGUCAUUAAAAUUUAAGCUCCCGCUGCAGCGGUGAGAUUGUUGUCCAGUACACGGCCUGUUGGUCCGCUUCCACACCUCUGGAUUGUCGCAACGUGCGUUACGAACAUCUGAACAGCCCCGUGCGUCACUGACGUACAGUGUCCACGGUCCCAAGGGAGGAUUGUCUACGAAGCGGUUCGAGUUCACCAGCACAGCCGACAUGGAUUUUUGCAGGAGUUCCUUCAUUUUCGUACUCAUCGCCCUUAUAUCAGGGCCGGCGUGGGCGGCGCAGGAGGAGUCGCGAGACACGCGCGAGGGCCAGAACGUGACGCUGGAGUGCCGGUACGGCGCGUCGACGGAGCGCUCCGAGCGCACAUACUACUGGACGCGCACGAACCGGCGCGGCCAGGACAACGUGGCCGUGCAACGCACGCCGCUCGACACGCGCUACGCGCUGCACCAGCGGCCCGAGGAGGGCGUCUACGACCUGCUCAUCACCAACUCCAGCUACGAGCUCGACCACGGCCGCUUCGAGUGCCACAUCAAGGAGCCGGGCACGGGCAAGAGCCUGCACCUGCAGGCCUACGAGCUGACCGUGCUGUCGCCGCCGGCGCCGCCGCAGGUGGCUCCCGGUGCCGCCCCCACGCUCACCGAGGGCAAGCCCGCCGAGCUCGCCUGCUCCUCCGUCGGGGGGUCGCCCUCUCCCACCAUCAGAUGGUACCGGGAUGGCAACACGUAUCCUCUGGAGGCGGAAAUCCGACCGUCCAAGUGGAGGGACUCCCCGACCACGGCCGUUCUGUCGCUGACUCCUGCGCGAACUGAUGACGGAGCCGUCUACCGCUGCGUCGUCUGGAAUCGCGCCCUGCCAGAUGGGGCGCGUCUCGACACCAACGUCACCCUUAGCGUUAACUACUUCCCGCGCGUGGAGGUGGGCCCGGAGAACCCGUACCGCGUGGAGCGCGACGGCACGGCCACGCUACGCUGCUCCGUGGACGCGCGACCGCGCGCCACCUCCAUUGAGUGGUCGCGCGAGGGCCGCGUCAUGGCCAGCACCGAGCAGCUGACGGUGUCGCGCGUCACGCUGCAGGACGCAGGCCGCUACACCUGCUCCGCCAGCAACGGGCUCGACCGCCCGGGCCAGGCCGACGUGCUGCUCGAGGUGCUGUACGCGCCCAUGGUAUCCAUCGACAGCGGCGCCGGAGGUACCGUCAGCCACCGCGAGGUCGAGGAGGGCGAGACCGUCAAGAUCAGAUGCAACGUCUCAAGCAAUCCAGCCCCUGUCACGGUUGAGUGGGUACGAGAGGGACACCCUGAAUUUCGUCAGAAUGGUCAUACACUCUUGCUGAGCCGAAUAACAGCUGAGGCUGCUGGUACAUAUACGUGCAGAGCUGUGAAUUACCUCAAUCCAUCAGGACCCCGCAGAGGACGGCUUGAGAAGGUGGGGAAUGCGAGCAUAUCGCUCCUGGUGCGGCACCGACCUGGCCAAGCUUCCAUCUCUCCAGAUCGUCCUGUUGCACAGGAGGGAUCAGGUGUGACCCUGACUUGCUCAACAAAUCCUCCUGGCUGGCCAGUGCCUCAGUACAGGUGGUGGCGUGACGGUGGCGGUAGUGGCAUAGGUGAUAGCGGUGGAAAUGCAGUUACAGUGCUGGCAACAGGCUCGAAGUACAGCAUACCAUCAGCACAACUGUUCUCUGAGGGUCGCUAUAUGUGCCAGGCCACCAACGAAAUGGGACCUGGGGAACCAGCAUCAGUUACACUUGAGGUUUACCAGCCACCAAGAUUUCUUGCCAAACUGCAGCCACACAUAACAAAAAGGGCUGGCGAUGCAGAAUUUAGUGCAGUCUGUAAUGCACAAGGCAAGCCAAGACCUGUAGUUCGAUGGCUGAAAGAUGGGAGAGAGCUGACUCCUGACUCUAGCCUCCUAGAAGUCUCUACUGAUGAAAAUGUUGGUCCACGGGGUGUUGUAACUGUGCAAAGUUCAUUAAGAUUCGUUGGUAGCAAACGACCUGGCGGAAAUACUUUGAUCCCUUCUGAUCGUGGUGUCUACUCCUGUGUGUUUGAAAAUGAAGUAAAGCGUGCUGAAUCCAGCAUGCAUCUUCUCAUCGAACAUGCACCAGUUGUGUUGCACCAGUAUGAUAAGGUUGCAUAUGAUCCUCAAGAGACUGCAGAAGUGGUAUGUCGUGUACAAGCAUAUCCAAGGCCAGAAAUCCAGUGGAGCUAUGGCACUAACACUGCAACUCUCCUACCAAGCAGUCACUAUGAGAUCAACAAUACAGCUGAAGGCCGUGACACUUACACCAGUAUACUUCGUGUGUCAAAAAUACGUAGCUCUGACUACGGAGAUUACUACUGCAGAGUAACGAACAGCCUUGGAUCCAUAAAACCUGCCAUUAGAUUACAGCCGAAAGGAUUACCUGAACACCCAAGAUCAGUGGAAGCCACAGAAAUUGGACCAAAUUAUGUAGUAAUAGGAUGGGAGCCAGGCUUUGAUGGAGGUCUUCAACACACAAAGUUCUACGUGUCAUACCAAAGAUUAUCUGGCAAUGAUGCAGUUUCUAGCAAUUGCCAUACAACUGGUGUCCCUGUGAGAGCAAGUAACAGUGAUGGAUGGCAAGAGAUGGACUGCCACAAAAAUAAUCCUUGCAAUGUGACUGAACUAGAACAGCACCAGACAUACGUUUUCAAAGUGCGUGCUGUCAACAGUAAAGGCCACAGCAAUUACUCAUCAGAAGUGCGUGCAACUACGAAAGUGGAUAAACUUGCUCCACCACAGCAAGUGGGAUUUGACCCAGAAAGUAGAACUCUGUCAGUCCUGACAGCACCAUCAUGCUUACGACUGUUGGGCGUGGUAGAAGCCACGACAGGGGGUGUCGAUUGGCGACCAGUAGAGCGACUGCCAUUAGCUGGUGGUCAGCUGAGUGAAGUUCGACUUGCAUCCCUCGUUUUACCACCUGCUGCAGCAAUCACAACACCUGGAGAAGGCCGGCAGUACAACCGGGGAGGAGCGGAGACUUCUUCCACACCCCGGCCUCGACUGCGUGUCAAGCUCUGCCUUGCUGCAGAACAAGAACACUGUAGUGACUACACUGAAGCUGAGAUUGGGCCAUCAUACAUAAACAAGGCAGGAGCAAUUGCAACACCUACUCUUAUUGCAAUCAUUGUGUCAUGCAUUGUAUUUGUGCUUUUUGUUGGCCUUGUGUUCAUCUUCUGCCGUUGCAAAAAGAAUCAGAAUAAGAAAACAAAAUCAAAAGAUUACGAGAUGGAGUCAUCAACUGUUCGGCCUAGCCUUGUAGCCCAGCAGCCGCCUCCUCCAUACUACCCUCCUUCUGGUAUGGAGAAUAAGGCUCUGGAACAUUCUCUUGAUCUGGCUCUGGAUGACCCCACAAAGAAUCCUGUUUAUGCAUCACAAAAUGGCUAUGGUUACCAUGGAGGGCAGCCAACACAGCAGGCCCACAACAUAAAUGGUGCUGAAUGGGUUAAUAUGGGCUAUAUGGACAACAGCUACUCCAAUUCUAACAAUGGAGGUUCAGUCAACUCACAGGAUUCUUUGUGGCAAAUGAAGAUGGCAGCCCAGGCAAAUAACAACAGUGGAGCUGCUAAUGGUGGCAAUGCUGAACUGCAUCAACGCAUGGGAGACAGGGGGAAUACUUAUGGUUAUGAUCCCCUUACACAUGGAGGUUAUGGGGGUGUUGAUGAUUAUGCACCUUACCCACACGCUUCAGCAACUGAACAUGAAUAUCAUGGACCAAGCAACCCUCCAAGGCCACAGGAUUUCAACAAUGAUCCUUAUGCAGCUGUCCACAAAUCCAAGAAGAGGAUGGAUCAGCACCUCGAUUCUCCAUACCAUGAUGUCAGUGGUCUGCCUGAUCCAUAUAUGGAUCAAAUGGAUUGUGAUGACAGCAAACCACAGCAUAUAUCUCUGUCUUUUGAUGAAAGCCUUGAGAGUGGCUAUUCCACACCAAAUUCCCGCAACAGGAGGGUAAUACGUGAAAUAAUCGUGUGAUAUAAUGUUCAAGAAGUCCAUCCGUGGCCUUCAAACCGUACACUUACAAGAGUCAUAGAAGAGCAAGAGACUUCAAGUCCAUGAUGGGACACAAAUAUGACCUUCCCUUUAUAAGUGAGAGUGCAAAAAUGCAGGCACCCGUAGAGUGCAAAGAGAGAACUAGAGAGAGUAUGAAUGGGAGAGUAAGUGAAUAUAUGUAUGUAUGACAGAGACAGAGGUAGAGGACGGGGAGGGGGUGAGAGACAUGCAACUGGUCAAUAUGAAGAAUUACUGGAAGUGUGAGUCAGAAGAGAUCAAGCAUUACUAAAAUAUUUGCCAGAACAAAUUAUUAAAUUCCACAUGGGGUGCUAUGUUACAAGCUAGCACACCCUGAAGUUCCAUCAUGUAACUGCAUGUGGUACAAAUUAUCAAAUAAUCUUUGUUUCAAAUGUUACCACCAAAGUUAACGAAUUUUAGAAUACUGUUACAAUAUUUCUUUCAUUCCACUUUUAUGUCAUAGUGUGUAUGAAUGAAAUGUGUGCUGUUGUGAUGUCCUUUAAUGUACAUACCUGUAUAAAUUUUUGAAACAGGAAAAUGAGCAAAUACUUGUGCACGUAUGACACAGCUAUGAUUGUUUUCCUUGAAAUCUGAGCUCUUAGGCCCUGGUAGCUGGUUAAGUGUCAGACAAAACUUAUAAUCUGAGACUGAACUGAAUUUUUAAGUCUGUGUGGGUGCUUAUGAGCCUUUAUUAUGAAAUUUCUCAGUCAUAAAUAGCCUCAAUUUGUCUGAAAGACAUAUCAUGUAACUCCAGGGAAUGUGAUGACCUCAUUGAUGAAAUUAAACAAUUGAUGGCUCCAUAUCAUUUCCUGGCAUUCAGAAUGCAACUAAAUAAACUGUUACUGCCUUAGGAUGUUACAGAAAAAAAUGAUGGUUUGAUCAGGAUCAUCGAAGAAAAUAACUGAUUUGUCUUGUGUUUUAACAAGAAGUGCAGAAAGAAGAUAUCUAUUGAAUUGUUGAAGAAGCUUUUUCGUACCAUGAACUGAAAAAUCAGUAAAACAAUUGUAAUUUAUGUGAUGUAUAAACAGCACAAUAUUGAAAGAAGUGUCAUUUUUACUUCCAGUAUUCAAAGUAAUACAACAUAUGCACCUUCUGCGUAUAUCAAUGUUGACACAAAAUACUUAGAAAAGCCAGCUGCUUUAGCAAAUUAUUUAAUAUAAAAGUGCCAUGUAAAAUGUCCAGAUGUAAAUCCUUUUUCACAUCUGUUACCAUUAAUAAUUUGAAACACAAUUUGUCUUGGGACCAUUAUAACAAGUAGAUAUUGCACUGUUGUUUUUCACUUAGGCUUAUCACACAUCUAAUAAUGUAUGAAAUUUGCCACUAUUGUGUGAAUGAUGGAUUGAUCUGAUGCUUACUGCAGUGUCCCUCUGAUGACUAAAAACAUAUAUUGCAAUUUGUUGGUCAUUGUUAUUGGAAAAGUUUAGUCCAGUAACUACGUCUGUGUGGUGAGAGAAUAUAUAUUUACAUCUGUUCAUUUCAUUUGAAACUGACCAAUCUUCUACUCACUUGUCAUUAUAACAAAUGAAUUAUAAGAAUUUUUAUUCAUAUGCAAACAGUUAAAAAAAUUCAAAUGAACUAGUUGCAAAAAUGUCCAUGAAAAUCUCAUUUUUGAAAGAAACAAGAGUGGAUUUUUUUCUUGCAUCAACAGUUCAAAAAUGUAUAAUUGUUUCAUAAUAUCAGAACUCACAGUUAGUUAUGGAAUCAACUUUUUUCAUUUCCAAAAAUAUGAAGAUGACACUUUUUAUUAAAAAUUUCAGUAAACUUUAGUAUUCUGAGCAACACAAAAAUAUUUAGUUUCUCGAGAAAUGCAUGCAUCGAAUACUGAUGGUGGCAAAAAGGAAAUUAAUUGUGAUGCUUUUGUAAUUGCACAGAAUUUGUCUUGACUAAGCCUGUCUGCUAAAAGGUUAAGUUGUGGGAAUAUAAUUUCAGUGGAGUUAUAAGUCAAUGAACUAGAAUCUUAACCUUGCCCUUUAUUGUAUGUAAAUAGAUGUAAAAAAGGAAUGUAUUAGGUUGAAAAUUCUAGAGGUAUGGAGAGGGAACUGUUGUACUUAAGAAAAUAAUAUCACACAUAAAAUAUUUUGGGAACUUUAUAUCUUUUUAGUAAUGGACAGUGACACAUUGCAGUAACAAAUGACUGAAGUUCUUUUCUGUUUCCACAAUAUCAAAUUUUCCAUUGUGAAUAGGAUUUGGAGAGCAGAAAGAUUCUUCUCUGGAUACAAUUUGUCCUGUUCCCAAACAAUUACUGACAAUGAAAAAUUUGAUUCAAAUGGAAAUAAAAGAUAACUUCAUUUCAUGUUUAAUAUUGAAACACUAUUUUUGCAACUCAUUGGGUUUAACAGAAGCUUAUUUUGAUGUGGCAUAAAAUUUGAUACACAGAUUUCUCUUGUGUACAUUUUCGCACCUGUAAACAAAGAAAUGAUGAAUGUGAAGAAAAUUAAGUGUUCAUUUCACUGAUCACUUACUUCCAAAAAUAUGUUUUUUGUCAUGUGAGUUUCCUCAUGAUGUUCAUAUGAUCCAAUAUGGAUAUGAGAAUGAAUAUAUGAGGAAGAUCUUGGACACUAUUCUUUGCAUAUGCAUCACAGUAAAAACUGUAUGUAAUCAUUUGCAUGAAGAAAAAGGAAAAUGAAAACAUCUGUUUCUUGAGUCACAUGAUAUCUGGGAAGCAUAAAUGUGCCUAAUGUCAAUCACCUUCUUAUCUUUUCUUCAUUGUCAGUAUUGUGAAUCAUAAUUUAGAACAUAGCAAGAGUUUAUGGUCCUUUGCUAAUACCAGAAGCACAAGAAGGAAAAUACUGUAGUUUAACUGCAGACUUGGCUGACAACUUAUGAUGAAUUACAUAGUUCAAGCAAAGGGAUUUGCAUGGUAUGUUGUGAAUUGGUUUAGAAAUACACACAAUGCUAGUGGGUUUCAGAUUACAUGUAUGGAAAAUGGAGGAUAUGAAAUAUUCUUCAAAAUAUUUGCAGGUGUCUCUCCACCUUUUCAUCUUGCAACAGUUUCAUAAUGCAUGUAACAUUUAAUCAGAUUUGGGUACAAUGAAAGAUCCAUUGCUAUUUUUAUGAACUGCUUGCAAUGGCUGCUAUUCCUCAUAUGGGCAAGCAACUAUUACUUUUAUAUGUAUUGUGCGUUAAAUAAUAAAUUACAUUUUCAUGGCCUGCAGGAUGGUCACUUUUUUUUAUCAGCCAGGCAAAACUGUUAACAGAAUGAAAUGAUGAGCAAGAGUGGCUUACAUAACAAGUUAAUAAACAGUUGUUAAUUAUUUACUAAAUCUUCUUUAGGAAACUGUCACAUCUUCAAAUGGAACCCAAGACAAAAUCGCAAUGCUAAAGUUUUUUUCUUAUUUAAGCUUGCAGUUCUUAUGUAUGCAAUCACUACUCUUACCUUUCAUAAGUUGUGGAUGUUAAUGUAUGUUUGAGAGAAACAGAUUUAUUCAGCUUUCAGCAUAAGAAAUAAAUGUGCAUUUUGAUUGCUACAUUCACUUGCAUUUAAAAGUCUAGUAUAACUGAAAAUGAGGAAUGGAAGCGGAAAAAUACCCACCGUCCAACUUUGUUUGUAUUAUUUUGCCCCUUUCAGUCUGCUUUUUAGUUAAUGCUCAAUGAAAUUAAAUAAUUUGUAUGAUCUCACCAUUUUCAAAUGGAAUUGUAAGCCUAUAAAAUGUAUAUAUUGGAAACGUGUUUUUGCUAACAGCUCAGAAUAUUUGUUAAAUGAGUGUGCAUUGCAUUUAUCUUUUGUGUAUCCAUACUGUACAUUUUAAUUGGAGGCUCCUUACUUAUUUCAUUUAUCAUAAAAUAAAUUUCAAUGAACUAACAUUUAUAUAAUUCAUCUGUUUGAGCUUGAAUGUGUUCAAUAUUUGAACAAAUGUGUAAAUAAACAUAAGAUUUAUUUUGUACAGAAAUGUUGCAAUAAAUACAUUAUAUGUGUA